Messenger RNA from Ipomoea nil (Japanese morning glory), 1029 nucleotides. RefSeq lists its product as uncharacterized. Bases 1 to 1029 code for a protein of 342 amino acids. NCBI's taxonomy places the organism in Eukaryota, Viridiplantae, Streptophyta, Magnoliopsida, Solanales, Convolvulaceae. The transcript has a single exon. The record is from RefSeq and is a predicted model, not a curated record.
AUGAUGCAGGCUGUGAGUCCGUAUUCCGGUGGUUCCCGGAGUAAAGCUGAGAUCUUGGCGAGGUAUAGGCCGAUUGCGCCCAAGCCCGAGGCGCCCACUAGUCCCUCUGCCGAUAAUAAUGCCUUGCCGGAGAAUAUUAGGAAGUCGGCGUUUCUCCGGAAUGUGUGGCCGCAUUUGCAGGCCCGGCCGACCAGGACACGGAAGCGUGGGCGGUCGGCUUUCGCGCUGCCGCCGUUGAAGAGAGCCAGGUCUUGUUUCCAGGGGUUUGCUCCGGCGGCGGCGCCCCCGCCCCCGCCGUAUCAUCAGGUAUUGAACUCCUCCGCCGCUGCUAAUACUUGGGCUAAUUACCCCACCGGUUUUCCCCAGAUUCCGAUGAUCCACCACCCUAAUCUUCCGCCGCUGAUGGAUUCUCCGGCGGCGGCGGAGACGUCCGGAGGAGGGCGCGUGCUCCGGGGGAUUGAUUUGAACCGGGAAGCCGCCGAAUCCCCGGAGGAGUUCGAUUUCAUGCCGCAAUUACAACCCGUGAUCACCCCGCACCCCGUCCGAUUAAUCGGCUCCACCGUCUUCGUCGGCUGUAUACUCCAUUCCGACCCGCCGGCGCCGCCGUACACGACCUCACUAAAAACAGCAGCGGACGUGGAGAGCGAGGCGGAGGCCGUGUCCCUACCCAUUCUCGUCUCCGACGUCAACAACAAAGUCCGGCUAGCCAACUCCGCCUACAAGGAACUGGUGGGGCAGCCGGAAUGCCGCUGGCUCGACCUCCUCCCGCCGUUCCACAGCCCAUGCAAGACGAUCUCCGGCGAGGUAGCCAUCCAAUUCUCCAACUCCGUCAAUCUCCCCGUCUCCUCCAACAGAUUCACUUGCUGGGUAAGAAUGGAAUGGAGCAAUAACGACGGGAAGAAAACCACCGUCCGAGCUUUCUGCGACGCCGUCAAGCUAGCUUGCCACUCAAAAGACUACCUGUUUCAAUGGAGGUUCCAUACCUCCGACAAUAAUUCCUCCAAAUCUGCGUGCUUUCAACAUCCUUAA